Aplosporella prunicola CBS 121167 is the source of this 483-nucleotide messenger RNA. RefSeq lists its product as uncharacterized. Lineage: Eukaryota; Fungi; Ascomycota; Dothideomycetes; Botryosphaeriales; Aplosporellaceae. The transcript has a single exon. The record is from RefSeq and is a predicted model, not a curated record. The coding region runs from base 136 to 441 and encodes 101 amino acids.
UCCGAUCGGUGCUCGGCGCGAUGAAGAAGAAAUGCAUACAAUACAUGACAUGUGACAGCAGGGUAUUAAGUUUCAGGCGUUAUUGGCGCGCAGCAUGUUCCCGAAAAAAAGAAAAAAGCAUCCAAUAGAGAUAAAAUGCAUGGGCACACGAACAGAAACGACAUGCCACAACACAGCCAAACUCAAGAUACACAAGCGUCCGUUGCUCGCCGUCAAGCGAUCUAUACAACAAUGAAUGAGCGGGUCGGCGACCAAAACAACAACAACAACAACAACAACAACAACAACAACAACAACAACAACAAAACGCAGUCCCAAACCGAUCCCAUCCGUGUCCUAAUCCGUGUUUCCCAGUGUAGUAGCCAUGAAGCCCAGUAUUCCCAGCCAGCCAGCCCACUCAACCAUAUCAAUACGCCGGCAUGCAACAAAGAAUGCCAAUAAAAAGAAACCCCAACACUCCCAACCAUCUAAUCAUCAAGACCA